AAUCAGCCCGUGAUUACCUCUAUCCUCUAUAUAUAUGCUCAUCAGUCUCUCUCUCUCUAUAUAUUUCCCAAUACAAGCUAAUUAAGCUUGCAAUUGAGUUGAGAAGGAGUGAAUUUGCAUCAAUGGCUUCUCAAGGCAACAAUGUUAAUGAUCUUGAAGCAGGUAACUAUGUGGCUGAAGGAGAUUAUUCCAGCAAAUACUUGACACUGCACAGAGCUACAGUGCAUGGGAAAUGGGAGGAAGCUAAAAAAUUCUUGGAGGAUAACAACCAUGCAAUCCAAGCUCCUAUCGGCAUCCACAAAAACACUGCAUUGCACGAUGCUGCUAAAGCAGGUAAUAAGGAUUUUAUGGAAAAGGCUGUGGCAAUGAUGGGAGAUAAUAAUGAAGUGAUGGGCGUGGUGAAGAACCGAGAUGGGCUCACGGCGCUACACAUUGCGGCCCGGUUUGGGAACAAGGAGGUGGGUGAAAUCCUUGUAGGGAAGAACCGUAAUCUCCUGUAUGAAAGGUGCAACAGGGGUCUUCUCCCCAUCCAUUACGCAGCUUGCAAUACUCGCAGAAGCCUGGAGGUGUUUAACUAUUUCUGGGGUGUCACUAAGAGAGAUGAAGACCCGGAAGUUGAUCCAUAUGCAGGCCCAACUGGUGCAACUAUCCUUGUUAACUUAAUCAAGUCUAAAUUCUAUGUGGUGGCAAUGGAUUUGGCUGAUGAAUAUCCCGAUUUGGCUCGUCAUCGGACACUAGACAAUGAAACAUCUCCUUUGGAGGCCAUAGUCAAAUACGAUUAUCCUAUCUUCAAGCACGAAGGAGCAGUGAUGCUCGUUGAAUGCUUGUGCGAUAAACUCAAAACCCUAAAUGACACACAAAUUGCCUCACUUGCAAAAGAAGCUAUAAUUCAAGCAGCUUAUUUGGACAUUGAAGAGGUGGUCAAAAAUAUUGUGGAAGCAUGUCCUAUCACGGCUUAUUACAAAGACAAGAGUGGGCGGAAUAUACUUCACAUUGCAAUAGAGAAACACAGUACAAAUGUUUUUAACUAUGUUCGUGGAAAUAGUAUGCUUAUGCAUGAUUUAGUAGAUGAAAGAGACAACAAUGGAAACAACAUUGUACAUUUGUCUGGGAAAUUGACACCUCCACACAAACUCAAUGUAAAUGCAGCUCUUCAAAUGCAGCGGGACCUGCGAUGGGUUAAGGAAGUGCAAAAGAUUGCAUCACCAUAUUUCUCAUCACUCAGAAACAAAGAUGAGAAAACACCAAAGAUGGUGUUCACGGAUGAGCAUAAGGACUUGAGAAAGGAAGGAGAGAAAUGGAUGAAGGAGACAGCAACUGCAUGCUCUGUUGUAGCAGCACUCAUUGUUACUGUGGUGUUUGCCGCUGCUAUUACAGUCCCCGGGGGCAACAGUGAAGGUGAACUUACCCAAGGCUUUAAUGCUACAAUACUUAACACUAUGAUUAAUGGUACAAUUAAAGGCCCCAUUGAUGAAACCCCGCCUAAGGAGGGCCUCCCCAUCUUCUCCAAAAGGCGUGCUUUCAGAUCUUUUUAUUUCACCAAUGGUGUAUCUCUAGCUUUCUCCGUUUAUUCUCUCAUGGUCUUCUUGUCCAUAAUAACUUCACACUAUAGGGAAGAAGAUUUCCUAAGAAUUCUUCCCACCAACUUAAUCAUAGGUCUCCUCGCCUUGGUAUUUUCCGUUUUCUUUAUGAUUGCCUCUUUUAUUGCCACAGUUUAUCUGGUGUUUGGUACUGUUCUAUCGGCUCGUAUUGUUUUUCUGGUAGUUUUAGGUUUGGUUUACUGUCUAACUGUGUUGCUGGCUUAUCAAUUCCCACUCGUUCUAGAUUUCGCAUGGUCUACUCACGUCAGUUGCCGACUAAUUUAAAGAAACUUGGUGCUAUUGGCCCACAAGUUAUUUUGACUUGCUGCACUACGAGCUGCCAACCUAGCUACCUAGCUUUUUGGGAAGUCUAAUUUUACUUACAUUUGUAUGCAUGUUGUAUUGUUGUUUGUAUUGUUUUUUUUCCCCCUCAGUAAAUUAUUGAAGCUGAGUUUGUAAUAAUAAAUAAGUUUGAUUUAUGAAAAAAAUUUGUAAUCAUUACUUGAAGGCUGUAUUUGUUAGAGUUU
Molecule: messenger RNA, 2107 nt
Organism: Ipomoea triloba (trilobed morning glory)
Lineage: Eukaryota; Viridiplantae; Streptophyta; Magnoliopsida; Solanales; Convolvulaceae
Product: ankyrin repeat-containing protein ITN1-like
Exons: 4
Coding region: 123-1865 (580 amino acids)
Molecular function (GO): protein binding
Source: RefSeq, a predicted model, not a curated record